Messenger RNA from Amphibalanus amphitrite, 2293 nucleotides. Its product is annotated as putative nuclease HARBI1. The transcript has 3 exons. NCBI's taxonomy places the organism in Eukaryota, Metazoa, Arthropoda, Thecostraca, Balanomorpha, Balanidae. Bases 1163 to 2248 code for a protein of 361 amino acids. The record is from RefSeq and is a predicted model, not a curated record.
GGUUUGCGGCCCGAAGGGGACUCCCGUCCGUUAUUUACUCCGAUAACGCGCGGACGUUUUGUGGAGCCGACGCGAUGCUGACGCGCUACUUUGGACACCUCGCUCCCAAGUGGAAAUUCAUUGUGCCGCGCUCACCGUGGUGGGGCGGCUGGUGGGAGCGACUGGUUCGCACGGUGAAGGUGGGUCUGCGGAAGUCGUGCGGCUCCAGGUGUCUCUCUCGCACCGAGCUGGAGACGGUGCUCCUUGAGGUUGAGGCCUGCAUCAAUUCCCGACCGCUCACUCCGGUGACCGACUCAUUGGAGGGUGACAGUCCGCUGACGCCCUCCCAUUUUUUGACGGGACGCGGCACAGGCUUUCAGUCGAGAGUGCUCGAGGAUCCGGAGGCAGUGAACGCCAAGAUGCUUUGUGACAGAGCGCGUGUGAGGGAGAGACGGCUGAACCGCUUUUGGUCUGUUUGGCAGACUGAAUACCUGCGGACCCUCCCUCAGUCGGUCCGUAGGUUCAGAGAGCACGGUGAGUUACGGCAGGGUUCAGUAGUACUGAUUAGAGAGGACAACCUUCCCCGUAUGAAGUGGAUGAUCGGGGUGGUAACUAAACUGUUUCCGGGCAGGGACGGUCUGGCUAGGUCGGCCCAGAUCAGGACUCAGGGGGGACAAGUGAAGACCCGAGCCGUCCAGCGAUUGCAUGAUAUGGAGGUAUAUGACCCGUGAAUGUACCCACCUGACACUACCUGUCUUGCCGCCUGGUCACGAGUUUGCCAUGGAAAUGCUCCUGUGUUCCUCCCUCUGCCUGGUAGGUCACACCAGUUAGAGCAGCGUUGUAUGUUUGUUUGGAUGGUGUUACAUCCAAAGGCGGGGAGGAUGUUAUGGAUUUUUAUUUAGUUGUCUGUUACUGUCGAAAAGUAGCAGUGCUUUAGCUGGGUUUCGCUUGAUUGCGUCGCAUUUCGUAUGAAAUGCGUCAGUUUGUGUUCGGCGUGGUCUUUUCGGUUUUUGGUCUUACGCAGGAUUAUUGUUGUACGUUGUUCGAUGGAAGAUGGUCGCACAUGGCAAAAUAGACUCUUGCUGAGGAUUAGGAGUUUAUUUGGAACAAAUACCUUCGAGCGGAACUGGAGAGAGAAAUUGAGCCGGUGUUUGUUGAAGAUAACGAUGAAGAGGAAUUAUUGAUGCUCGAAGCACAUGCAGGACAACGGCCAGCCAUUCUGCUUGAACGCAACAAUGACUUCUUUGAAGAAACAGUUCCAAACCUUACAGAGCAGCAAUACAGGGAGCAAUUCCGCCUAUCAAGGGCGACUGUUGCCCAAAUAUCAAACAUGCUGGGACGCCAACAACAUCCUUUUGGUGCUGGGAAACCCCCUCCUCCAAGAGAGAAGCAGAUACUGCUUACCCUCUGGUACCUGGGGAGUGUGAUGAGCUUGAGGAAGGUCGCCAUGCUCUUUGGCGUUAGUACCAUGACAGCACUGAAGUAUAUUGCCGAAGUGACAUCUUUACUGGCCGAUAUGCAUGCUGAUGUUAUCAGGAUGCCAGAGACGGCGCAGGAGCAAGAAAACGUCAGUGCUGCCUUUGAGACCCUGCAUGGACUGCCAUGUGCAGUUGGUGCCCUUGAUGGAUGCCAUAUUCCAAUGAACAAACCGGUCAACACUGAAGACUCAGAAGCGUUCGUCAACAGGAAGGGCUUCUAUUCAAUAAACCUAUUGGCUGUGUGCGAUGCCAAAAGACUAUUCCGAGACAUCUGCGUAGGAUGGCCAGGCUCGGUUCACGACUCGAGGAUCUUCCGGAACAGCAGUCUGGGGAAAAGACUGAUGGAAGAAAACUUUCUUGACAGAGGAAAAUUCCUCAUCGCCGAUGCUGCCUUCCAGCUGCAACCUUGGCUGAUGACGCCGUUCCGUGAAAAUCAAAACUACUUAAACCCAGACCCAGUCAACAACCGAAAAAAGAAACACUUCAAUAAAGUCCUGUCAAGCACAAGAGUCAAAGUGGAACACGGGUUUGGUCUACUCAAGGCAAGGUUCCGAAGGCUGACUUACGUGGAAAUCAAGUCUGUUGAAAAAGCGACGAAAAUUGUCGUAGCUUGUUGUGUGCUGCAUAACCUAAGCAUGCAAUUGGGUGACCAAUGGGAGGAGGACAACGGUCUGGCGGCACCAGCCAUCCCUGAGGGACAGGAGCAGGGAGAACUGCAACAAGGGGAGUAUGCAGCUGCAGCGGGGAGGAGGGCAGAGCUGGUGGAACAACUGUGGCUGAUGCGAACAUGAUCGACCAUGCAGCACGAUCCGCUCCACUGCCGAACGGCGAAGUAG